GCCUGAAAAUCAUCUCGAAAGUCGACGCAGCUUACAUCCACACUGACACAUUUUUGUUCUGGUGCAAACUUGCACUAGACAUACACGUAAUCGACAUCAUGGUCCGCAGUGCAACAGCCGUCAUAUUUUUGGCAUCGGCCUGUGCCGUCAUUGGCCACCCCGUCGAUCCGAAUUCUGCUUAUACAGAUGUUGACGUGGGCAGCCAAAUACCGUCACACGAUCAGGUUCAUCGCUUUGCAUCACCUGAAAUAAGACGAAGAAGCGCCCCUGCACCUGCUGCAACACCUGCUCCAGCGGCCCCAGCAGCCCCAGCAGCAGCUCCUGCGCAACCUGCCGCACAGCCAGCAGCACAACCGGCUGCGCAACAAAACACAACCCAGCCAGCAGCGAAGCUGGCCGCCCAACCACAGGCCGCAAACACAACCGCCAAGGCCCCUGGUCCCACGCGCAUCAGCAAAUCCCCCUAUACGUUGUACUUUCACUGGGAGACCAAGCCCGUCGCCGUCGCGGGCCGCUGCGUCAACGCCUUUUCCAACCUCGCUCACCUCGUCGCCGAGGUGAUUCCGCAGUUCAAGCCCUACACGGACAAGAAGGCCCUGGACGCCAACAUCGAGAAGCGCGGUGCGGAGCUCCUGGAGCAGCACCGCGCCGCAGUCAAGGCCGCCGCAGCUUCUGUGGACGCCACGGCGACGCAGGACGUUUCCAAGGUGGCCGUCCCGGACCCCAAGAAGCCGCCAAAGAAGGACGAAAAGGUCCCCGCCGUGGUCUACCCGCACAUCAAAGGCAUGCAGGGCGGCCAGCCGGUGUACAACAUGACCAAGGAGCCGGUUGCUGCGUUCCUGCGCCACCCCUUGUCCGACUUUUACCUCCACCACCCGGACUUGAACCUGGAGCUGAGCGCAAAGGCAGACUACCACGAGGUGCAGAGCCUCGCGGGGCCGUUCAACAAGGAAAACAGGGCCUUCCGCUCAGCCAUCGCGAACCUGCUGAUCCAGCGGCGGGGGGAGUACCUCAUCUCGUGGGGCGAGAACCGGAAGAACGACGUGGUGCGGGAGGCCAAGGACGAGGUGACCAAGACCGAGGUCGGCGGCCAGAAGCUCGAGUUCAAAAAGAGCUCGACGCUGCCGCUCGAGGAGCUGACGUGGCAGACGUACGUGGAGGGCGUGGGGGCGGCCAACGCCACGAACCUGCGCGUGGUGGCGGCCGUGAGGAUCGUCGACGCCGACUUUUACGCCGUGAUGCGCGAGAACUACAAGGACGCCGACAUGGUCGCCGGCGAGCCCGUGGUCUGGAAGCCCGCGGACGGAAAGCUGUUCCACCGCCUCGUCGGCACCGAGGUGCUCGCCGGCAAGGUGCAGAUGCUGACGGCCCACCACGGCGCCACGGGGAACAGGGACAUUGUCAGCAUCGUGACGUCGCCGGGCGCCAAGUGGGCGGAUCCGUGGGUUGCGGCGAUUAUUCUGGGCGAUGCCAAGCCGGCUGCCGCUGCUGCUCCUGCUGCUGCACCUGCCGCUAGUCCUUCUGCCACUUCUACUUCUUCUGCAGCUGCUGCCCCCGCUACCACAUCGACUGCGGCCCAACCCGCGGCGGCCACAGCUCCGGCGACGACGACCGCAGCUCAACCGCCUGCAGCGGCGACAACACCAGCUGCCACACCAGCUGCAAAGGCGAGCAGGAGGCGUGCAAGGAGGUAG
This is a messenger RNA of Pyricularia oryzae 70-15, 1694 nucleotides long. RefSeq lists its product as uncharacterized. Lineage: Eukaryota; Fungi; Ascomycota; Sordariomycetes; Magnaporthales; Pyriculariaceae. The transcript has a single exon. The coding region runs from base 99 to 1694 and encodes 531 amino acids. The record is from RefSeq and is a predicted model, not a curated record.